UUGGAUUUUGUUGGAAAUGAUGAUGAAGAACCAAAGGAAGAAAUAAAAGUUUGCCAAACAAACGAAUGCGCGAAAUUGGGAAAGAGAAUGAAGCAAAUAAUGAAUUCACAAAUCGAUCCAUGCCAAGAUUUUUAUGAGUAUAGCUGUGGGAAAUGGCAGGUGGAAAACGAUAGGCAGUCUCAGCUAGCCAUUCAAUCAUUUGAAGGACGCCAAAAAAUUAUGAAAUUAUUCAAAACCUAUCAACCAGUCACAAACUCCGAAAGAAUUGCCAAAGUUGUGCACAAAAAGUGUCUGGAAAACAAAGGAAAGGAUUAUACUGGAAUAGAUCAAAGUGUAUGGAAUAGCAAGGAUCUCACUAAAAUAUUAAUCGAAGCUGCAAAAGUGGAUCCAAUCGAUACUGGUUUCUUGAUACAUAUUAUCAUUCCAUAUCAUAAAGAAGAUGGUGAAAAUAAAUUGACUCUUAUUUUUGCCAGUAGAAUGGGCGAAUCAAAGGUUUGAGGUCGCUUUUUGAAAACAUAAGUGAGAUAUAAAAUUUCAGGACGAUAAAAAUAUACCUGAUUUAUCGCCAGAUGAUACGACAACAUUCACUUUCAUGAAUCUUCAAGAAUAUUUGAAAGGAUUACUUCCUGAAGAAUAUCGUGGAACUGAAAUGAAUUGGAAAUUGAAAAUUGUGAAAGAUCCAAUUGCAAAGGUAUACUCUUAUAAGACAUAAAAAGCCUUUUCUGAAAAAAACCACUUUUUCAUUUUUUCAGUUGAAUCAAUUUGCAAAAGUUAACUCGACUGAGAAUAUUCGACAGACUAUCAAAGAAAAAUGGCAAGAAAAAUUGGAAUCUUAUCUUCUCCAUUCUCAGGCUGUAGAUAACUAUGCAUAUUGUUUUUCUCAACUCGAAAAACUGUUUCCUGGAACAUUAGCAAUGAUUUUCAUCAAAACAUUUGUUCCACCAAAACAUUUGCAAAAAGCAAACCAAAUUUUCCUGCAACUUAAGUACGUUUUCAAAGAAAUGAUCGAUGAGAAUGAUUGGAUGGAUGAUAAUUUGAAGAAGCAGUUGAAAAAAGAAUUGAACGCAUAUAAAGCAUCGCUUGGUGAACCAGAUGAACAUAAGGAUAUAAAAAAUAUCGAUCAAAUGUAUAAACGAGUGGAGAAAUUGAAACCAGCUGAACAACAAGGAUAUUUGGAACUUGUUCGAAAUUUAUUAGCAAUGAAUAGUGAAGAGACAUUUUUGAGAGUUGCCAGAAGAGAUGUGAUGACAUAUUCCGCCCAUCCAUUUCAGGCUUCUUUCCAUUAUAUCGGUGUGUCCCAUAGAACCUGUAAGUCGCAUAAAACCUGUAACUAAUGCAAAAAAAAAAUUAAAAUGAUGACUGGGGUGACGCUUUUCACACUGAUAUUCAUCACGCACCCACUGAAACUCAAUUCCAAAUUACAUCUUCAUGAGUUUAGAAUCAAAAUGUUUUCAACAAUAUCAAAUAAUUUCUAUUUAGCAUUCCCAGCGUAUUCCGCAUUAUAUCCAUAUAUUGAUGAUAAUCUUCCUGUUUGGAAUGUUAUUGCAAGUUUCGGAUUAAUUUUGGCGCACGAAAUUGGACAUGCUUUUGACGCGGGUGCUUUUUUGAAAAAUCAAUUUUUGGAAGAUUAUGAAAUUAGUAGUUUGAAUAGGGAAGAGUUCAAAAAUCGUGUCAGAUGCAUCAGUGAUAAAUAUUCCAAAUAUCAGUUUUACGAUGGACGUCAUGUAAGUUUUAUUGUUGUUCUUUGUUGCAUGUUUUAAUAUUUUUUGCCAUUUUCAGUCAAAUGGAACUCAUACGUCUGAUGAAGAUACUGCUGACAAAUUAGGUAUUGAUUUAUCCUACCGACUUUUUAAAAAAUUUCGAAGUUUUGAGAAAAUUCCGGGGUUUGAGAAUAAAACAAUUGACCAACAAUUUUUCCAAAGAAUGGCGAUAGUAGGUUUUUUACACCAAGUUUUUUUCAACAACAUCUUUUCUUGAAAAGAAUUUGUGAAAAAAAAAACUUUUUUUUCUCAAUUUCAGGUGUUCUGUGGGAUUAAACUAACAGAACCAAGAGAAGUUACGGAACAAAUUGUUGAUGUUCACAGUUACCGCAAAUUUCGAAUCAACGGAAUUAUGUCAAAUUCGGAAGCAUUUGCCAACGCGUAUAGUUGUGCCAAAAAUACUCCAAUGAAUCCAGAUCAAAAGUGCCCGUUUUUAUGA
Molecule: messenger RNA, 2199 nt
Organism: Caenorhabditis angaria
Lineage: Eukaryota; Metazoa; Nematoda; Chromadorea; Rhabditida; Rhabditidae
Source: the annotation of a GenBank genome assembly